Molecule: messenger RNA, 2742 nt
Organism: Planococcus citri (citrus mealybug)
Lineage: Eukaryota; Metazoa; Arthropoda; Insecta; Hemiptera; Pseudococcidae
Exons: 2
Coding region: 9-2525 (838 amino acids)
Source: RefSeq, a predicted model, not a curated record
CAAACAUCAUGUCAAACGACGAUGUAAAUUUUCGUCCAGGGUUCAACUCCAUGGAAUGUGAUAUUUUUGCUCCAGAUGAAUUACCAAAUUCGACGUUAAAUGAUUCCUCAGCUCAUCAAAUAAAGAUACUGGAUGGAAAUGCUUGUAAUGAAGUGGAAACUGCUCAUAUCGAUUUGGAAGAUAAAAAUACAUAUGUCCAUGUCCAAAUGAUUCCAAGUUUGGAAGACAUGGCUACUCUUGUGGCAACUUUAGAAACGUUGAAUAAUCAUUAUCACCACUCUAAGCGCAUACCCAUAUUCUACGAUUUUCUAAGAAAUACGAACCCAGAAAUCGAUAAUUUGAUGGUACCGAACCGCAUCAAGGAGAAAAUGAAAGCACUUUGUGCUAAGAUGGAAAAAGAAGAGUAUUUUCUUAGAUAUGCUGAUAUUGAGGAGAGGCGCAGGCCUAAUAUCCUGCAAUUGCGCAAACUAUGCAAUAAUGAUUCGUAUUUUUAUCUCUACGGACUGGCUUGGGACGCAAAUGGUCACAUUGACCAUAAAAAAACUAUAGAAAAUGUUUUAUCGCGUUCGGGGCAUUUGAAUGAUGGCGAUCUCAUAUUCGAAAUAAUAACCGCAUACUGUUUAAAGAAUCAUAUAAUGGAUUUUCCUCUGGAUUCUUUGAGUGAAAAGUUCAUCAGAACUGUGAAAAAAGAUAGAUUCUCCAAACAUGAAUUAACAAAGUACUGGAUAAAAUGUAAAAAAAGGAUUAAUCUUGAAAGGUACGAUGCAAGCUAUGAAUCUGCUUUAGCUGACCUGCUUGAUUCAAUGAAAUUGGAUGAAGACGAAUUCCAAUGGCCUGCUUAUGAAUACUUCUGGGAUUUUUUCAAUGAAAACGAUCAAGUGGAAGUGACUAAGAAUUUAAUUCGAAACGGUAAUUAUAAAAAAUAUCAGAAGAUGUUAUUCUCAAAAUUGAAUAAAAAUCAGCUCAAACAAUUAUAUUCUGAAGGACCUCUUACCAUUAUUGCCAACUUUUUGUCUUUGGGAGAAGUCGAGCUAGCGAAGGCGACUUGGGAUCGUAGCAAGGUGACCAUCGCAUGUGAGAAAUACGAACUUCUACUUGAACAAAUCUGGAAGAAUCGCAAAUCAGAUGAGGAGAACUGUAUGCAAUUUUUAAUUUAUUCAUGGAACACCGCACCAACGAAUUUAAUCGAAUACAUGAUCGAGGUGAAAAAUUGUCAAAUUACGGACAAGUUUUUAAAAGGAAAACCAAUGCUUGAAAAUUCCAGUAGUUGUAAAUUUCUGAAAGCUUUUUUAUCACGAUCAACGCCCGAAUUCAAACAGAAGUUUUUGCUACAAGCUGGACCAUGUUUAGCAUUGAAUCAUCCGGAAGUGUUCAUUUCAUUGACUAAUCAUUGUUUGCACGAAACAGAACGUGUGGCAGUCAAAGAAAGUUUACUUAUUGAAGCGAUGGAGUCGAGUCCACCGGCUGGAAUUAUGCACCGUUUUCGAGAUUUAUUUUUGUACUCGGGUCGUGAAGAAUUUAACGAAUUCCUCGAGUUAUUCACUUUGAAACCAACUUUACAGACACAAUUCAAGGAGUGUUUGUUACGAUCCAAAUUACUUAUCACCAAAGCACUGUGGAGAACUGAUGAUUGGGAAAAAUUGUCUCAAUUUAUAGUCGAAUUGUAUCCGAACCGAGAAGUAGCUCGAUAUCAAAAGAGGAAUGUUGUUUUUACUUUUUUGCAGAUUCACGGCACUUACCAUGAUUGUUACCGACCAAAUGGCGAUGAAAAGUUUACCGAAAUUGAUAAUUUCUUAAGUCAAGUCCUUACCCCUCGAGAAGUAAUUACCGCCAAAGAAAAUAUUAUUGAUAGUUUUCUAGAAAGAUGUCAAUCUGGUUGGGUCAGAUCUUUGAAAAGAAUGAAUAUGCGGAGUUUUGCUACGUGGUGCUACUGCGGCGAUAAAAAAAACAUAAAGCGAUUCAAACGUUCGUUUCCAAUUGACAAAUUAUUUCGUCGACUUUUGAGUGAAAUAGUUGGACGAUACGUUAAUGGCAGAGAUUCAAUGUUAUCGUUUUCUUCAUUAGACGAGCUCUUACGUUGGAAAUUUUCAUCGAACAGAAAAAAAAUUAAAAAAUUAAAGUCGCGUAAAAUAAACAAAAUCAUGAAAAGAAAGGCAGAAAAAAACUAUUUGUGGAAAACGAACAUAUAUCCGCGUGUCCUGAAGAAAGUUAUCGAAUGGGGUUUCCAUGGUGAUAGUCGUCAGAUUCGAGAAUUCGAGCAACGUUACUCAAAAACAGAUAUGAUGAAGAUUAUUCACUGGAUGCAUUUUGGAGAAGAGUCCGCGGGCUGCGGAGAGUACUAUGGUCAUACCAGUUGUAAAUCAGAUGGUGGAAGGAUCCAACGCUCUUUUGUUACAACCUACGAUGAGUCAGAUCGUGAAUGGCACUUAUCCAAGUAUGAGUUUGAUGUGUUUCAUGAGUUUAGCAAAGGAAUUGAAAGCGAUAGCACGACCGAAGAGUCUGAUAUUACGACUGAUUAUUAUUAAUUUUUUAGAAUUUAUAUUAGAUACUCCUACAUUUUUUACAUACCUACCUAUCUUUAAAAUACAUACAAUGUGAUAUUGUUUUAAUACGCGUGUGUGUGGAUCGAAAUAUUCACAUCACAUCUCGUCCAGUUGUUUAUUGUUAAAUUGCAUAUCGGUACCUAGGUAUAGCUAUUUUACGAGUUUUUUGUUUUUUGUUCAUAAUUUAAUAAAGGAAAUC